Acanthocheilonema viteae is the source of this 276-nucleotide messenger RNA. The record is from the annotation of a GenBank genome assembly. Lineage: Eukaryota; Metazoa; Nematoda; Chromadorea; Rhabditida; Onchocercidae.
AUGGGAGGAUCACAAUCGCAAUCAUACGAUUUGAGUAAUGAAUCGAUGAAAUCGGUGCACGAUAAGCGGAACAUCGUUCCCACCAAUAACGUUGUCGAUGGUACACUCAUUCAUAUUACUUCCACUAAAAACUCAAACGCUUUGCCAAAUGAACAGGAAUUGCAACGAAUACAUCCACUGGAGGAGAUACCGCUCACAUCAGAGGAUAUAUCAGUCGAGAAUAUACCAAUAACGAAAACAUCAGCUCCCAAAAUAACCGAAACAGCUGCUGAAUAA